Ostrea edulis (European flat oyster) is the source of this 2130-nucleotide messenger RNA. RefSeq names its product prostaglandin E2 receptor EP4 subtype-like. The record is from RefSeq and is a predicted model, not a curated record. Lineage: Eukaryota; Metazoa; Mollusca; Bivalvia; Ostreida; Ostreidae. The transcript is spliced from 2 exons. Gene Ontology annotation, molecular function: G protein-coupled receptor activity. Bases 52 to 1134 code for a protein of 360 amino acids. Gene Ontology annotation, cellular component: plasma membrane. Gene Ontology annotation, biological process: positive regulation of cytosolic calcium ion concentration; adenylate cyclase-activating G protein-coupled receptor signaling pathway; inflammatory response.
GCGUAGCGAGUACUAAACAUUGACAGUAUCCAGCGUCAUAUCAAAUUGGUUAUGCAUCGAUCUUUGUGUUUCAUUUUAAUUGAAAAGCAAAUGGAGAUGCUUGAUUACAGUUAUACCGGGGAGUUAAAUGAAACAUUUUCCGAGAGCAUUGUUCCUCCAAUACUCCAAGGCUCUUUUGGAAUUCUGGGAAACUUUCUUGCACUUUUCUUACUUUUUCAUCAUUCCAACGUCCAUAGAUGGGGAACAUUUUAUAAAUAUGUAUUCGCUCUGGCCGUAACUGAUGUCAAUGGAUUAUUGUUGCACUACCCCGUGGCGAUAGCUAGAUAUGCAUCUGACUUUGAAUUCGAGUUUCCGAAAAAAUUUUGCUGUUUUGACGUAUUCUUGUUUUCAUUUUCUUUUCUAUCAUCUGCCAUGAUAGUAUGUGCUAUGUCGUGUGACAGGCUAUUCGCAGUUAAAUAUCCCUUCAUUUACAGAUCUGGAAACCAUAAAACUAAACGAAUCUUAUUUACGAUUUGGAUAUUUUCAGCACUGGUUGCUUCUUUUCCAUUACUCGGUUUUGGGUCUGUCCAGAUGUACUAUCCCGGAACUUGGUGUUUUAUCAAUUUUGCAAGCCUACGUCGUUUGGAUAGAAUCAACACGUACGUUUACUCAAGUCUGUGUUUAUUAAUUCUGUUAAUUACUGCAAUAACGAACACCGCUGUUAUACACUCGAUUUGUCAACAUGACAGAACAGAUAUCAUUUCAUCAAAUGAGUUUGAGAGAAGGAAGAGGAAGAAUGAUGAAACUUACAUAGUAACGUUGAUGCUGUCCAUUGUAAUUCUAUCCAGCGUAUGCUGGAUUCCAUUAUUGGUUCGAAUGCUGAUAAAUGCUAGCGCAAGUGACCCGAAUAAUGGACCAGAGGAACUUCAAGCCGUACGACUAACCAUCAGCAAUGCCAUUAUAGACCCGUGGAUCUACAUCAUUCUUCAGAAAAAAAAUCUAGUCAAAAUUUCACGCUUGAUUCGUAGAAUUCGCAAUAGGAAACAAUUUCCCGCGAUAAUUAUUACUGAAGAAUCCAAAUAUGUGAGAGCUGGAACAAACCUAACUGGAGGUAAUUCAUCGAUGAACACCAACACAAUUUCUACACGGGUCUAAGCCGUUCUAAAUGCCUAUGGAUCUUUCAUUCAUCCACAAGUUUUAAUCAGAAGUUAAUGACUCUUUAGUCUAUCGUUCAUACAUGAGAUUACGUUGUUGAUCAAUAGUAGUGAAGAGCGUAACUAUGGCCCAUUCAAUUUAGAUAAUCUUUUCGUGAACUCUGUAGUGUCUGGAAUUAUUCCGAAUACUUAUUUUUAGGUCACCUGAUUGUGACUUUUAGUUAUUCGUCAUUAUCUGCCAUGCAACUUUUUUUUAGAAAGAUCGUCAAAUUUAGUAUGGAACAUCAUCAGGGUAUCAGAAACUAAACUUGUGAAUUUCAAGUUCACUGCAUUCCUGCAAGGACCCAAAAUGCGAGAUCAAAACACCUUACUAAACUAGGAAACUGACAAAGUCAGCAAGGGCCACGCUGUGGACUAUCAAAGGAAACUGACAUCUGUAUUGAGACAAUCAUGUAUAGGUCUGGUAUUUGUGUUAGAAUUAUUGAUAUUGAAAGAUACAACGUGCGUGUAACCCGCAUAUAUUUCAAACAAUGUACGCGAAAGCGCAGUGGUUUAAUUAAGUAGCUCACUACACUAAAUAUUAUACUCUGUAUGACACCACGUCACAAGAUGGCGAUUUAAAUGUUUUGUGAAAUAAUUGUAUCGAUCGAUUUGUUUGUCUAUCAUCGUAUCUCAGUGGUUAAAAGCAUUGGACUGGAAAGAGAGAGAGAAAAAAAGCAUUGGACUGGUGAACCGCAGAUCUCGAGUUCAAAUCCCCCUGAGUCUUUUAUUCAUAUGUGUUGAAAUAAUUUUGUUGAAAAUCAUGUUUUUAUCCAAAUUUGUAUAUAUUUUGCCUUUUUGACAUAUAUACUUAUUGUAUAUCAUCAUAUCUUUUAUAAUUAAAUCAAUCCGUACUGAUUUGAGAAACUAUUUCUGGGUGUAGUGAGCCAUCUUAAAUGUCAUGCGGCAAAACCACCAAAAUCAUUUUCCUGGUAUUGGGUAUUUGUUUGAAUCCAGU